Messenger RNA from Cylindrotheca closterium, 1538 nucleotides. NCBI's taxonomy places the organism in Eukaryota, Bacillariophyta, Bacillariophyceae, Bacillariales, Bacillariaceae. The record is from the annotation of a GenBank genome assembly.
UCUUUGUGCGGAGUGGACCUCACUAAAUACUUCGGAGAAGGUGAUAUCUUGUGGGAACGCUGGGUUCGAGCCGCAAUGGGAUUGAAAAGUUCACCGUACCAAGCUGUGCAAGCUAUCAUGGUGGCAAAGGAGAUCGCCUUGGGAGAUAGGAAGGACCCAAAGAACGCAUUUAGGUGGGACGAAGUCAAGUUGAACCUACCAGGUUCAAGUACGUAUGACCCCAGCUUGCCUUGGGUGUUCAAGAUCCGGUGGUCUGAUGGUAAAAUUGCUGCGGAUUUGUUCAUCUAUGUCGACGAUGGGAGAGUUACAGCAUCCAAUAAGUUGGAAUGUAAGCAGGCAACUCGGCAGGCGGCUAGUCGUUUGAAUGGACUUGGUAUUCAAGAGGCUGCGAGAAAACGAAGAUGGGGAUCACGAAACCCGGGAGCCUGGGCUGGAUCCUUGGUAAAAACCACUGAGGAUUCAGUAAGUGUGUUCGUGUCUCAAGAAAAGUGGGACAAGACCAAGCUUCAGGUUAAGGAGAUUGCGGAAGAACUUAGUGGGUCAACGUCGGGGUCUUUGAAGCACAAGGCGCUAGAAAGAAAGCGCGGUUUUCUAAUCUAUGUUACUCGAACCUACCCAACGAUGAUUCCCUACUUGAAAGGAAUACAUCUAACCCUUGAUGCUUGGAGACCAGGGCGAGAUGAUGAGGGAUGGAAGUCUAUUGGUUACAAGGGAGAGUCGCCAACUCCAAGUUCACAAGAGGCUCCGGAAUAUGUGAAGGCAGUACCUAGACUGAAGGAUGACUUGGCUGCGUUAUCGGCUCUCACGGCCUCAGAGAGUCCCCCAAUUCGGAGAGUACGCAGCAAGAGGGUGAUGACGGUAUUCUAUGGGUUUGGAGACGCAUCAGCGGUUGGAUUCUGCAGCACGUUUCAGCGUUUCUCUAAGCAAGGAAGCGGCUUCAUCGCGGAAGACAAAAUACACUAUCGGUAUGGGCACUGGUGCACAACCAAUGGCGAGGAAUCGUCCAAUUACAGGGAGUUGCUGAAUCUGGUGGAGUCUCUGGAAAUGCGAGUACGAAAUGGUGAAUUGUAUGGUGUGGAGAUCUUUCUAUUCACUGACAAUUCUACUGCCGAAAGCGUGUUCUACAAUGGGAACUCCUCAUCCAAGAGAUUAUUUCAUCUCAUACUAAGGUUGCGGCGAGUACAGCAGGAGGCUGACUUGAUCCUUCACCUCUUGCAUGUGUCGGGCAAGAGAAUGAUAGCGCAGGGUACGGAUGGUGGCUCAAGGGGAGAUUUGAACCAAGGGGUCAUGACGGGAGAAAAUAUGCUGAAUUAUGUACCUUUGCAUCUUUCUGCAGUGGAUAGAUCUCCGUUAGUACUUGAUUGGAUGAGAAACAUAUGGGAGGAAAGAUUGGGGAAAUUGGAGCAUCUGGGAAUAGAUGAUUGGUUCACCAAGGGUCAUGGAAGAGGAAAUUUUCUGUGGACGCCACCUCCCGCGGCCGCGGAUGUGGUGGCGGAGCAAGUAGGAGAGGCGAGGCAUAAGCACCCUGAAUCGUGCCA